Cololabis saira (Pacific saury) is the source of this 3544-nucleotide messenger RNA. RefSeq names its product protein phosphatase 3, catalytic subunit, gamma isozyme, b (gene ppp3ccb). The record is from RefSeq and is a predicted model, not a curated record. Gene Ontology annotation, biological process: calcineurin-mediated signaling. Gene Ontology annotation, cellular component: calcineurin complex; cytoplasm. The coding region runs from base 377 to 1921 and encodes 514 amino acids. Gene Ontology annotation, molecular function: calmodulin binding; calmodulin-dependent protein phosphatase activity. NCBI's taxonomy places the organism in Eukaryota, Metazoa, Chordata, Actinopteri, Beloniformes, Belonidae. The transcript is spliced from 14 exons.
CUCCCCCGUUGUAGGAAAUCCGCUGGCGGCGGAUUAUUGUAAUCCGACGGAGGUCUGGACCGACACGCCGGAUCACGACUCUGAAAACCCGCAGCGCAGCGGCCUGUUCGGCAGAUGCGGCUCGGCCUGCCGAGGACUCAGCGAGCAGGUCUGGGUGUGCCCGACACCGAGACCCGACACCGGUGCUGCCGCGGCUGCUGCAGCCGGAGCUCGGCCCGCUCUAGCUGGCUGCUUUUAGCGGCUAAAGCUGCUGUAGCCGGACACACACACACAUACACACACACUCACAGCAAGGGCUCGGUUCGGUCUCGGUUUUUUUAGACCGUGAAAUCAGCUGGUUUUUGUGGGUCGAGCGGUUCCGCCAGGAGGGAGGAGGAUGUCGGCCAAAGACCAGAACAAACUCUCCACCGUCGAGAGACCCAUCAAAGCGGUGCCAUAUCCUCCCGGUACACGCCUGACGUCCAAAGACCUGUAUGUGGACGGGAGGCCCAGCCUGGACCUGCUGAAGGCCCAUCUGGUGAAGGAGGGCCGGCUGGAGGAGGAGGCGGCUCUGCGGAUCAUCAACGAGGGCGCAGCCAUCCUGCGCCAGGAGAAGUGCAUGCUAGAGGUGGAAGCUCCCAUCACAGUGUGUGGGGACGUCCAUGGCCAGUUCUUUGACCUGAUGAAGCUGUUUGAGGUGGGGGGGUCCCCGAGCAGCACCCGCUACCUGUUCCUCGGAGACUACGUGGACCGAGGGUACUUCAGCAUCGAGUGUGUACUGUACCUGUGGGCUCUGAAGAUAAACUACCCCAACACCCUGUUCCUCCUCAGAGGCAACCACGAGUGCCGACAUCUCACAGAGUACUUCACCUUCAAGCAGGAGUGUAAAAUAAAGUACUCUGAGCAGGUGUACGACGCCUGCAUGGAGGCGUUCGACUGCCUGCCUCUGGCCGCGCUCCUCAACCAGCAGUUCCUGUGCGUGCACGGUGGCCUGAGCCCUGAAGUCACCUGCCUGGACGACAUCAGGAAGCUGGACCGGUUUAAGGAACCCCCUGCGUUCGGGCCCAUGUGUGACCUGCUGUGGUCGGACCCGGGAGAGGACUACGGCUCGGAGAAGACCCAGGAACACUUCUGCCACAACAGCGUCCGAGGCUGCUCUUAUUUCUACAGUUACCCGGCGGUAUGCGACUUCCUGAUGAACAAUAACCUGCUGUCUGUAAUACGAGCACACGAAGCCCAGGACGCAGGGUAUCGAAUGUACAGGAAAAGUCAGACGACAGGUUUCCCGUCUUUAAUUACAAUCUUCUCUGCCCCCAACUACCUGGACGUGUACAACAAUAAAGCGGCGGUGCUGAAAUACGAGAACAAUGUGAUGAACAUUCGGCAGUUCAACUGCUCCCCCCACCCCUACUGGCUGCCCAACUUCAUGGACGUCUUCACCUGGUCCCUGCCCUUCGUCGGAGAGAAAGUGACGGAGAUGCUGGUGAACGUGCUGAACAUCUGCUCCGACGACGAGCUGAUGUCUGAAGGCGACGACACUUGUGAGGGUGGCACUCCAGCCGUCAGGAAGGAGGUGAUCAGAAACAAGAUCCGAGCAAUUGGAAAGAUGGCCCGUGUCUUCUCGGUGCUCAGGGAGGAGAACGAGAGCGUGCUGCAGCUGAAGGGGCUGACUCCCACGGGAACGCUGCCUAUGGGAGUUCUGUCCGGAGGACGCCAGACGCUGCAGAGCGCCACCGUAGAGGCAGAAGAGGCACGAGCCAUCCAAGGCUUCAACCCGCAGCACAAGAUCCAGAGCUUUGAGGAGGCCCGCGGGCUGGACCGGAUCAACGAGAGGAUGCCGCCGCGCCGCGACAGCAAGCAGCAGGAGGCCCCGCCGUCCCCCAACAACCUGCCGGCCGGCACCGGGCCCCCCGACAAGAACGGCACCAGCGCCCAGGCCUAGUCCCUCCCCCUGGUCCCCUCUCCCCCUCCGUCCCGCCCUCCUCCCUCCUCCCUCCUCCCUCCUCCUCCCUCCCUCCCGCCUCCGUCCUCCCCCACAGCGGGCCGGGGCGGUUCGGUCCGAGCCGUUAUUUAUUUCAUCGAGUAAAUAUCGUAGUUUCAGACUGAACGCAGAGAAAACGACCCAGACUGGAGGCUGCUGGUCCUCCCGGUGCACCAUGUUUCUGUUUCAGUUGGGGGGAAUGAUGCCCAUUCAGAUGCUGUGUUUUUGCCCACACACACACACACACACACACACACACACACACACACACACACACACACACACACACACACACACACACACACACACACACACACACACACACACACACACACACCUACACACACACACGUACAAUCACACACACACACGUCCUUUCUUAAGCCAACAACAGUGUGACUGAGCUCUGCAGAGCAAGUAUUGACAUUUAUACUAUAUAUGUAUAUUUUAAUUGUUCCCUCUGUUCAAUGUGAUGGUUUUUUUUACAACACACAGACUGAACUAUCUGGAGUUGUGAGGGAGGAGGGGCAGCAGAGCUAAAGGUUUAUUCCACUUCAUUAUUACCGUGAAACGCUGGCUGGUUUGGUCUGGUCUGGUCUAGUUUUGUCUGCGAGUUACUGUUCGCUGCAGAUACUCAUAAAUGAAAAAGUGAUUAAGAAAAGAUAAAGCAGCGGAAUCAGAUCCAGAGUAAUGACAGAAAGUGAGGAGACCCGAAGCGGUGGACCGGCGAGCCGGCAGUCACGUAACCGCGUCUGCUCCUGAACCGUCCGAUAGUCCAGGCCCGGCGUUCCUGAGCUGCUCUCAACGUCGCUCUGUGAAACCAAAACUCUCGAUUAAAACCAGUUGAUUAUGUACGUGAUUUAAAUUCAGCUUUUUCCCAUUGGUAGGAAACUCGAGACUCACUUCAGUUUAAGACAUUUACUCUAGUCAGUGAACAUUAAAACCAAAACUGACGUUCCUGAGAGCCAAUCAGGAAGUGGCAAGAUGAUCCAAAGAUCCUGGAAAAAGCUCGCUGAGAUGCGAGAGAAACUUCCCGGAAAGAGGUUUUUGUGAGGUGUCAAGAAAUGUCCCGAAAUGAUCACUUUUAUACCCUCACAAGGAAAAUCAAGAGUGGUUCUGUUCCGAGUAUGAAUUAAAUCAGUGCAAUAUUGUUUAAUUGUUAAAAAAUAUUGUUUACAUUUUUUUCUGAAAAAAAAAAAAAAGUCUAUUAAAGAAACAAAAAGGCAACUAGAAUCUCUUCGUUAAAAUGUAACAACCAAAUAUUAAAGCAAAGUUUUUAUUUUAACCAAGUGGAAUAAGCCUUUGGAGUGAUAUAUAGGUGGUGGCGGGGGUGGGGGUGGGGGUGGCUCAGGUGUGUUUCUAGUGUCAUGAGGAGGUGGGGGGGCUUUACUGUGGGGGUGGAGUGUGCUGGGCCUCAUUUCUCAGACAUAUCUCACAGAAUGUACAGAAACGUUUUGGUUGUUUUUUUUUUUUUGUUUUUUUUUUCUUUACAGCUCAGUUUGAACUUUUGUAGAGUUCAUGUCCUGCGAGGCCUCAUUUAUGUAGAACUUUCACUCCAUUCAAAUAAAAAAAAGAGAGAAAAGU